GCAAAAGAAAAAGCAAUAUAGAGACACACACACACACACAGAGAUCUGAUACUGGCACACACAUGUGUGCGUGCGUAUAGAGCGAUAGCGAUUUACGAUAACGAUAAUUCUGGUGCAAUCUUUAUAUAACAAAAACCCCAACUGCGAAGCAGCAAACAAAACAAAAGCGAAAAACGAGAAACAAGCAAGGCAAACGCAAAAGCAAACGCAAACGCAAGCAAAACGAGAACGGCUGUUAAAUGCGGCGAUCAAAACGCCAGCGUUAUUGUCGCCCGACCAACAACAACAAGAACAAGAACAACAGCAAGAAUAGCAAUAGCAAUCGUAGCAACAGUUAUCGAUAUCAGCAAAAGGACGGGGACUCGAGCAUCAUCGCUGUUUAUUGACUGGAAAACAGACUGGAAAGGAGGCAUUGCAUUAAUCGAUCGUAGCACAAGUAACAGCAACAGCAGCAGUAGCGAAAAUAAUUUGACGACAAUUUCGAUUGUUGUUCAGGCUUUGCCAAAUAAUGGAACCAGAUCCCAAUGGGAUAAAGAUCGAACCAACACUUGACCAUCACCAGCAGCAGCAGCAACAGCAGCAACAAUACGCAACACUUUUGGCAAUAAAUGGCCCAAAUGCGCGCCUUCUUAUCGAGCAUCAGUCAGCGCUGUUGGUACCCCUAUCGACACAUCAGCAACAACAAUUGCAAUUGCAGCAGCACCAGCAACAGCAGCAACAGCAACAGCAGCAGCAGCAACAGUUUCAGCAACAGCAGCAACAGCAACAGCAUCAUCUGCAGCAGCAACAAUUUCAUCAGCAACAAUUGCAAAUAACAUUACCCGCUUACACACAGCCGCUCUCGCUCAAGCAACAGCCGCCACCUACACCCCUGGGACCCACCUCCUCGGUCAGCAACAGCAAUACGCAACAACAGCAACAGCAGCCCCAACAGCCACAACAACAACAACAGCAACAACAACCACACCAUCAUCAUCAACAUCAGCAGCGCUGGAACGAGAGUCCAGAGGCGAGACAACGGCGGUUGGCCCGCAAUGCUGAGAGGAUGCGCGAGAGACGUCAGCGUGAAAGUGAAGACGAAUAUCGAAAACGUUUGAUGCGUAACGCCGAAGCGAAUCGCCAACGGCGACAGAAUGAAUCAGAUUUGGAGCGGGCGAUGCGGCUGGUGCGCAAUGCGGCCCGGCAACGAUUGCGACGGGCCAUGGAAUCGCCGGAUCAGCGAUCCAAACGUCUGGCCAAGCUGGCCGAAAGGAUGCGCAUGUAUCGGGCCAGCGAGACGGCCGAACAACGCAAGGUACGGCUGGCAGAGAUGGCCGCCCGGGCCAGACAGCGCAUCGCCAGCGAGUCGGCGGAGGAGCGGAAGGAAAGACUGAGAAAGCUGAACGACUAUGCGAAAAAGGUCAGAGAAAAGAAAAAGAUAUACAAACAGGUGCAGGUGCAUGUUCAGAAUUCGUCGUCGUCUUCAUCGACCAAUUCGACCAAUUCCAAUACACUGACCGUUCAGCAGCAGCAGCAGCAACAGCAGCAGCAGCAACAUCAACAGCAGCAGCAGCAGCAGCAGCAGCAGGUGCUAGCAGUGGCAACAGCCGCUGCUGCCGCCGCCGCCGCCGCUGCAAACGUAGCUGGCCAAUCAGCCAAUUGUAAUAAUGAGCAUAAUAUUAAUUUAAAUCAGGCAAACGUCUCAUCAGCGCCUGCCAACAAUGCCACCACUACAAGCAGCAGCAGCAGCAACACCACAACAGCGGCAGCAGCAACUGUUACCGCCGACGAUCAGCAUCUGGUGACAGCUGCACCGGCCUCGGCCUAUCAGCAGCAUCAGGCCAUCGAGUAUAUGGGCCAGAAUAUGUUUAUAGCGCGACCGACGAUGCAGCUGAAACAGGAGCCGCAACAGCAUCAGCAACAGCAACAGCAGCAGCAACAACAGCAGCAACAGCAACUGCAGCAGCAGCAGCAGCCGCGCUACUCCCUUGGUGCCCAGCAGCUGAUCGAUGGCGUUGCUGGUGGCAGCGGAGCCGCCGAGGCGGGCAGCAUCUUUGUCCAACAGAUCUAUGGCGAGGAGCCGGGCAAAACCGGUAAAUUGCUGCAGGCGCAUGUCCCGCACUUUAGCAUUGCCAAUCAGCUCGAGUUCUAUAAGCAGAAAUACGCCAAUAUGGUGGAACUUCAGUCUGGCGAGACGAACGAUAACAGCGGGUCUGUUACACUGGGUCAGAACGAGGCCAAGGUGAUUGUGGCCGCCGCCGAGCAGCAGCAGCAGCAGAAGGUGCUUAAGCCUGGGUCAGCAGCGGCCGCUGCAGCCGCAGCCGCCGCAGCAGCAGCAGCAGCAACAACCUCAACCACAACCGGGACCCAGCUCUACAAUCAGCUACCAUACCUGGCCACAUUUCCAGCGACGGCCAAUAGCAGCGGAGCGAGCGGCACUGUGACGGUGGCUGGCGGAGGCGGCGGUGCGGCCGGUGCAGCCAAUGGAUCGGCGGCAGCCAGUGCCACUGCUUACUAUCCUAUGUAUCCGAAUGGCUUCCAGCUGGGCAUCGGGCCGAAUACGGUGCCGCCGCCGUUUACACCUGUGCAUUUCGCCAAUGCCAGCGGCGGUAGCAGUCCAACGGCGCCGGGUCAAUACAAUAUACUGACGGCGCCGACCGGUGCGAAUCCUACAUUAACUGUCACCGGACUGGGCCAGCAGCAGCAGCAGCAGGAUCCGCAGCAGCAACAGCAGCAGCAGCAACAACAGCAACAACAGCAGCAGCAACAACAGCAACAGCAGCAACAACAGCAGCAGCAGCAACAGCAACUGUUGCACGAAUUCCCAAAAAUGGGUCGAGGUCGUCCACGUAAGAUCAGCCUGUUGACCAGCGAGGAUCACCUGAAGGCGAACACACUGCUGGAGCAGGAGUUGAAUCAAAUGCUCUCCGCACCGCAUUUGGGCUCGGGCAUUGGAAGCGGACGACGCGGACGUCCGCCGUUGCAUCAAAGCCAUCAUCAUUUGCAUCAUGCACAUUCCACGGCAGAUGGCAAUGGCGCUGCCACGCCGCGACGCAGCGGCGCCAACAAGUACGAGACGGAGGAGGAGAAGCGCAUUCGGCUGGACAAAAUGGCGGCGCAUCAGCGUGCGGUGCGUGCGAAUGAAUCGCCCGAGCAGCGAGCGGUGCGCCUGCAGAAGCUGAGCGAACGGGCGCGUCUCAAGCGUGCCCAGAUCCGUGCGACCGAGAACAAUGAGGAGCGCAAGGAGCGGCUGUCCAAGCAGGCGGAAUACGCCCGACUGCGUCGCAUGCGCAGCCAUACGCCGCGCACCAGCAGCAGCGCCAGCGCCGAGUUCCAUGGCAAAACGGAGGAUGAUACGACGGAGCAGAUGUACGACAACGAUACGGAUGGCGGGGAUAGCUUUGUGCUGAAGUCGGACUCGCAGAUGGACGAUGGCGAUGCUGAUGACCAGGACAAGCAGCUUCAACAAUUGCAGCAGCAGCAGCAGCAACAACAGCAGCAACAGCAGCAACAACAGCAGCAGCAGCAGCAACACGAACUACAUCAGAUGACGGGCAGCCUCCUGCAGCAGCCACAUCACGAGGCGAUCGUCAUCAAUCAGCAACAGCAACAGCAACAGCAGCAGCAGCAGCAGCGUCUGGUCAGCCUCAAUCAGCAUCAGCAGAGCUACAGCAAGCUGCAGGCGGCAACGGCGACCAGUGCGAGCAGCGCUGCCGGCGGAGCAGGAGGCAACGGAGCGGGCGCACCUGAGAAUAAUGAUAUGCUAAAGAUACUCGAACCAAUAAUUGUUAUGAAAACCAAAUGAGUAUCGCGAAAGCGCCAAAAUGAGCUGACGAAGUGCUAGAUAUGUAUAUAUAUAUAUGUGGUGUAUUUAUCUAUGUAUGUAUGUAUGUCAGCUAUAUGUAUUUAUAUAUAUAAAUCUAGCUAUAAUUUCGGCUAUUGUUGGCGCUGCAGCGUGCAGAAAUUGUUGUUGACAA
Molecule: messenger RNA, 3956 nt
Organism: Drosophila arizonae
Lineage: Eukaryota; Metazoa; Arthropoda; Insecta; Diptera; Drosophilidae
Biological process (GO): regulation of gene expression
Cellular component (GO): nucleus
Molecular function (GO): sequence-specific DNA binding
Source: RefSeq, a predicted model, not a curated record